Molecule: messenger RNA, 1826 nt
Organism: Phanerochaete carnosa HHB-10118-sp
Lineage: Eukaryota; Fungi; Basidiomycota; Agaricomycetes; Polyporales; Phanerochaetaceae
Exons: 7
Coding region: 34-1647 (537 amino acids)
Biological process (GO): attachment of GPI anchor to protein
Cellular component (GO): GPI-anchor transamidase complex
Source: RefSeq, a predicted model, not a curated record
UCCACCCUCCCGACUCUCAUCCUCGAUGUCUCCAUGAUUUUGACUCUCUUAUUCCUGUUUGCGGUCUGCUCAAUAUGUUCUGCUGAAGAAACUUUCAGCGAACGGCUUAUUCUGUCUCCGAAUCGCGAUGGCACCGUCACCUCAUCUUUCGCUUUCACCACGCUCUUGAGAGAUGCCCAGCCAAGGGAUCCCGCAAAGCUAGCAGAAGAGGACGAAUCACAGCAUUACACGCUGUUCCCUCUCGCUCUAGGCCAGAUUCUGCGGGAUAACGCCAUAACUGAGCUGCACUUGACUUUAAACGCGGGCAAAUGGGACUACCAGAACUGGGGAUACCCUGAAGAAGAAGGGGUUGGUACGGGUGCUGAGCUAUGGGCUUGGAUGGGCGAAGGAGCUAUGCAGACUGCUGACGAACGCUGGAAGAACCUCCGAAAUGCGCUCGCGGGUCUCUUCUGCGCAUCUCUUGGCUCUCUCGAUGAACAGCGCACAACGUCGCCAGUACUGACCUUCCAGCCCGAAGGCGACCUGCCACAGGCAUCCACGUCUCAUGAGCUCAGACACGGUACACUGCCCUCGGAAAACGUCUGCACCGAGAACCUCACACCUUUCCUAAAGCUUCUGCCCUGCAAGGCGCGCUCAGGCAUCGCCACACUGUUGAAUCCGCAUCGCCUUUUUGACGCAGACUGGCACGGCAUGGGCGUGCACGUCCGCUACCUCGAAGGCGCCGGCAUCGAGGUGCGCCUCGCGUUCCAAGCCGUCCUGAACCCGGUCCGAUACUCUGGUGACAAGAAGCGAGAUUGGUCGCUGAGCUCGCUCUUCGAUCGUUCCAUCGAAAGAUCGUGUCCUGUCGCCGGCUCCAGCGACAUUGUGGUGCAGGUGCCUCCCUUCGGUGCCAUUAUCACGGAACCGGCGCCGUCUGCUAACAAUGCUGGAUCUAUCGCGUACGACGUCAGACGGGUCGAUAAACCGCUCGACGUAGGCAUGCGGUGGCCUGACGAAGCCUGGUUCGAGUAUCCUCUCGACGCACCGCCGUCUGCGUUGAUGAUCCGCCGGACGCUCAAGGGCUCCGACCAGUACAAGGGCCGUUUGUCCGUGGUGCUAACCAACAGUGCCAUGGCCGAGGUCAAGACGAGCUAUCUGGAGACGAUGCCGUGGCUGCUGCAGUUCUACCUGCACUCGCUGCGCGUUAUCUGUGAUGGCAUCCCGCGCGAUGACCUCGUCUCCAUUAUCUCGUACACGCCACCAGUGCCCCACGCGCGCCCAAGUCUGUUGCAGGCGCUCCUAACGCUACCAGCGAACAGCACGGUCGAGCUCACGAUGGACGUCGUGAAGCCGUUCUUGCGAUACACGGAGCACCCGCCCGACGCGCACCGGGGAUGGGACCUUCCGCCAGCCGUGUUUGUGCCUCUAGAUGCGAACGCGACAGGCGGGCGGCUGCGGCUGCGGCGGGUGUACACAUCCGUGCUGCUAGUGGACCUCGCAGUGCCGGACUUCAGCAUGCCUUACAACGUGAUCAUCAUGAGCUGCACGCUCAUUGCGCUCAUUUUUGGGAGUGUCUUCAACCUCCUGACGCGCAAGUUUGUCGUCGUGUCACUGGCAAAAGCAAAGCGGGCGGCUGUUGACAAUAAUAACCACGUCAGGCGGGACUGAUAUUCGCAGGUUUUUGUCUAUAAAAUAUACCCACGUCCCGGAAUAUCCUGUACAUCAACGCCCGUGCUUGGCCCCCGAAACAAGUCGGGAAGUUGACACGGUCUAGUGAGUGCUUGCUGAGCAAGUGAUCAACCGCGGACAGGACAGCGUGCCUUGGUACCGUUUGACUAGCGUGAACG